This is a messenger RNA of Pyrenophora tritici-repentis Pt-1C-BFP, 2442 nucleotides long. RefSeq names its product glucosidase I. The record is from RefSeq and is a predicted model, not a curated record. Lineage: Eukaryota; Fungi; Ascomycota; Dothideomycetes; Pleosporales; Pleosporaceae. Gene Ontology annotation, molecular function: Glc3Man9GlcNAc2 oligosaccharide glucosidase activity. Gene Ontology annotation, biological process: protein N-linked glycosylation; oligosaccharide metabolic process. Gene Ontology annotation, cellular component: endoplasmic reticulum membrane.
AUGAUGUACGACAGCAGGCAUGGCUCCCUAUGGAAGGGGCUGAUGUGCCUUUUGACAUUGAGUCAAUUGCCUCUUGUGAGCGCGCAGGUCGCCGAGGUCGAAAAGGCCACCAAUGCCAGCUUACUAUGGGGACCUUACCGACCCAAUCUGUAUUUUGGUGUCAGGCCGCGGAUACCCAAGAGUUUGAUGGGAGGUUUGAUGUGGACGCGGGUUGAGGACUAUCAGAGCGUGCAGAGUAACUUCCGACACACAUGCGAACAACACGAGCUUGACGGCUAUGGUUGGGAUGAGUAUGACGUACGCAGCGGCGGCCGACAGACGAUUCACGACCCUGCCAACAAGAUUGACAUCACCACCGAGUUCAUCAAAUUCCCAGGCGGAGAACACGGCGGCAGUUGGGGUGCGAGGAUCAAAGGCACACCGCGCGAGGACGCCGGGCCAAACCUACGGACCACAGUCCUCUGGUACAAUACGCUUGAAGGUCUGGGAAGCCUGGAAAUCGCAGAUGCGGACCCAGAGGAAAAGGGCAUCCAGGGCGACGUCGUCCUGAAGGGACAGACCAACGAACUGGGCGACUUCGAGGUCAGAAUCACUGAGGGCAAUGGCAAUCACCCAGUCACCAACCAUCCGAGCUACGAUGAUAAACCGCUGGAUCGAACAUUGGCACAUAGUGGACAAGUCCCUAUUGAGGCGCUAUGGCAGGUCAAGACCAUGCUGUUUGCACACAUGAAAGGCCAGAUAGAUGUCUUGGUCCAGAAGUGGGGAGAGGAGAAUCCCCCGCCGCCUGCCCAGGUCUACACAAUCCAGCAUCUGCCUGGCCAGGGAAACAUGCACUUGGUCCAGAAGGUCUUUGAGGGUCCUUUCGAGUUUGAUGUCAUCUUUUCGUCUGGCUCUGCACCAACUAAGAUUACGUCUGAAGACUUGACUGUACAGAUCGACUCUGUCACCUCGGGCUUCUCAGCACGCUUUACAGACAUCUUCAAGCCUCAGGCUCCCUUUCUCAAGGAGCGCUUCGACGAGUUUUCAAAGUCUCUAUUCUCCAACCUCAUCGGCGGUAUUGGCUACUUCUUUGGCGACUCUCGUGUGGAUCGCUCUUAUGAUCCCGCAUACGAGGAGGACAGCGAGGGCUUCUGGGAAGAGGCUGCUGAAGCGCGUGCCAGGAACCAGGCACAAUUCGAGGGGCCUUCAGAACUAUUCACCGCUAUUCCCUCGCGGCCCUUCUUCCCUCGAGGCUUCCUCUGGGACGAAGGCUUCCACCUACUGCCCAUCAUUGACUGGGACGCUGACCUUACUCUUGACAUCAUCAAAAGCUGGUUCAAACUCAUGGAUGAGGAUGGCUGGAUUGGUCGUGAGCAGAUUCUUGGUCCUGAAGCUCGUAGCAAGGUGCCUGAGGAAUUUCAGGUUCAAUACCCUCACUACGCCAACCCACCGACACUCUUCAUGGUCCUCACUUCGUUCCUCGACAAGCUCGACGCUGUGAAGACAGACACCAGCAGCGAGAAGCUACAGCAGGAGAAGUCCUACUCGUUGCAACUGUCAAACCGUGAAGCAGCACUAGAGUACCUUCGCUCCCUCUACCCAUUGCUCAAGCGCAACUACUUCUGGUACCGCAAGACGCAAGCCGGCGACAUCAAGAGCUACGACCGCGAGGCCUUCUCUACCAAGGAAGGCUACCGCUGGCGUGGACGCACACCUGCCCACAUCCUCACAUCCGGCCUUGACGAUUACCCGCGCGCCCAGCCUCCUCACCCGGGUGAGCUACACGUCGAUCUCAUCAGCUGGAUGGGCAUGAUGACACGCGCCAUCAAACGCAUCGCAGUUUACCUCGACGAAAAAGACGACGCCGCCGAAUUUACCCGCUACGACGAAGCCAUCGUACGCAACAUUGACGACCUCCACUGGUCCAAGAAGGACAAGACAUACUGCGAUGCUACAAUCGACGACUACGAGGAACACGUGCUCGUCUGCCACAAGGGAUAUAUUUCCCUAUUCCCCUUCUUGACAGGCUUGAUGGACAGGGAUAGUGGGAAACUAGGCGAUAUUCUCGAUCUCAUCGAGGACGAGGAGCAGCUGUGGAGUCUGUAUGGUAUCAGAAGUCUGAGCAAGAGCGACGAGUUUUAUCAUACUGCCGAGGAUUACUGGAGGGGUCCGGUUUGGAUGCCGAUUAAUUAUUUGGCUGUUUCGCAGUUGCUCAAUCUCGCACAAACACCCGGAAAGUACCAAACCCGCGCUACGAAGAUGUACACCGCGCUCCGCAAGAACCUCGUUGAGACGGUGUAUGAGAGCUGGAAGGAAACGGGCUUCGCGUGGGAGCAAUACAACCCCGAGACUGGAAAGGGACAGAGGACACAGCACUUUACCGGCUGGACGAGUUUGGUCGUCAAGAUUAUGGCUAUGCCGGAUCUGAGUGAUGGUGCGGAGAGGGCGAGGGAUGAGUUGUAG